CUUCAGUCGUGCAACGAGCGUCGUGCUCGAACGAUUUGUUUCGGACUAUCGGAUGUAUGAACGUGUUUUAACUCGGUGUACAUAAAACAACGAAAAAAAAAAACAGAAAAUUCGGGUCAUUUAUAUCGACAAUUAAAAAAGAGUAUAGUAAAGUAUAAUAGCUUAAGAAUUCUACGAGUGAUUAAUCCUAACGUUAAAUUUUCUUGAUAAAUAUAAGUGACUACGAAAACAUGACAUUGAAAACAUAUGAAAUAUUCAUGAAAGACUGUUGAAUAACGCAAUUUAAAAAACUGAGUGAAAUUACAUUUACAGAAGCGAAAAAAAUCAUCAUGGAUUCAUUGAUAAUUAAUAAUUUAUAUCUGUAAUAAAAAAUUCAGAAAAAGUAUGAUAAGAAAUCGAAACAGAAUUAUCUGAUGGUUCUAUGUUCCUUCAGAAUGCAAAAUGACUUGAUAAAUAUUCAGUAAGAGUAUUGAGUAUUGUCAUUAUUUCUAGCAACAUUGUUGAGUAAAGUUCUUGUUUUUGUUUCAUCGAUGAAUACAAUUAGCAGUACAUUCGAUGAAGUUUUUUAAUCGAUCAUGAUUCGCAUCUCUCAUCCAUGUGUUCUGUGUGAAUACAAAUUCGUGUUCAUUUCCACCGACAAGAAAAAAAAGACGAUGACGUUUUAAGCGCCACUGAAUUUUUGUGCAACAAAAGUAUUCGAUUUCCUUAGUGUUGUGUAAUAUUUACGGUUUACCAAGGCCUCCGGAAAACGGAAGUGAAAAAUGUAAAGGCACAUUAUUUUUUCCCCUUCUGUAUUUCAUCCCAUUGAGUUAUCCUUUAUCUAUUUGGUCGGGUAUCUUCGGUUGUAUUUUUUGUCCAUCAUCGACGUCGGCUCUGAUCGUGAAAUCGUUAAGAGUUCAAGGUCGAUACCAGAAGAGUCGUGACUCCAAAGAACGGGAAUAUUGAUGCACACAAAGAAGAAACGAGGGUGGCUUGGGAUGCUAUUGAGGAUUUUGAUAGUAAAAGAAUUCGAUGAACUCACUGUGUAUGUGGGCAGAGUCUUGGUGCUCUGCGUCAUGCCUUGGCAGGAUCGCAAAACUACUCGGAGGUUCUUCAAUUCGUUCAACAACCCAUUGAGUUUAUGCUAUAGGAUUAGUUGGUGGAUUCCAAGAUGCGGGGAGCCGGAUUCAUACUUAGCCUGGUGGUCAUCUUAUCGAUUAUUCAACUCACUGAGUCAAAUCAAUGUCUAACGAUGCUCGAAGAGGUAAAUCCAAAACGAGUUGUUCAUCUAGAUGGCCAAUCCUUGGUUAUACCUUUCGAAAUGACUCGUAGGUUGACCCAGAGAUUGGCCACAAGAAUCAUGAGGAUAUUUCUAGUCGAGGCCCUCGGAUAUCCAGGAAUAACGCUAUUAGAAAGGGACGAUCGGUUUGAUGCCCACACUGUUUUUUCCAGGAUGUCGGACUCCAUUUCUUAUGCUGGCUACCGGGUCAUUCCGGAAACAAUGGUCAAUAUGGAAGUGUGGAUACCUCCACAGGAAGACACAAUGCCACUAUUGAAUCGAUACGAUGUUAAGGAAUGUGGCUCAGUGACAACUCCCGGUCGUUUCGGUUGGUUCGUUCCAGAAAGGCUCAGUACACCAGGAGAUAAUUGGCGAACGUUCGUGAGACAGGAAACUGCUGCGAGAUUCGACGUUGACGUGGCGAAUCUUGAAAAAGUAAGGGAUCUCACGGUUGAUCCAGUGACUGGCAACUAUUACUGCAUUGAAAAUUUCUGCGAGAAAGGAAUGUAUGUACCUGAUCAAUGCCGAGCGAUCGGAAAUAGCACUCAACCGUGUGCUCUUCUAUUAGUCGAACAUACCGAUUCUACAGAUUUCAUCAAAGACCAUAUAGAUCAGUUGAAGCUGUAUGUUAAAGUAGCUUGGGUUGGUUCGAACCUUAAAGCACUGGUGAAAUCAUUGACAAAAGAGUAUCUUCAGCAGGCUAAAAAUGUAAGUGACAUAGACUCAAAGAAACCUCUAUCGCGUUCGCUAGUAAUACUCCAUUGGACUCCUAGUAACGUAAUACCAAAUGAUCGGGAAUUUGUGUCAUUGGAGUUCCCUAGAUGCGGUACUAGAGGAACUGAGAUUGGCUGUAGAUACGAAUCAAAUCGGUUAGUCAAGUUGGUUUGGUCGAGAUUAGAAUCAAUAGCUAAGUUUGCUUGGGAAGCUAUUAAUCGGGCACACUUCGAACCUGAAAUGUACGAGGAUUUGAUCGUUCGCUAUAAUAAAUUAUCGAAACUCAACGUUACCGAAGAAGAAAUCGCAUGUAGAUGGUUGAAAGACAAUUUGAAUGUUGUCCUCGAUGAGUGGAUGCCUAACAAUGCAGACAAAAACAGUUUAAUCGUGGGUGGUAUAUUUCCAAUGAGCGGUACGGCAUACACAGCUAAGACUAUCGUUUUAGCUGCUAAAAUGGCUAAGGAAGCCAUCAAUAACAAUAACACCGUAUUACGCGACUUCAACAUAGGUAUAUUGGCGAGCGACGGUCAAUGCAAAUCGGAUAUGGUCAUGAAAGCAUUUAUAGAAUACGUAGCUCAUGAUUACUACGAGAAAAUGGUUGGUCUUCUUGGACCUGCUUGUUCGGAAACCGUCGAACCGUUGGUUGGUGUUUCGAAACAUUUCAAGACUGUAAUCAUCAGUUAUAGUGCCGAAGGUUCUAGUUUCAACGACAGGAAACGUUAUCCAUACUUCUUCAGAACCAUCGGCGAGAAUAAACAGUACAAACACGUUUACUUGAAACUACUCAAGAGUUUUGGAUGGAACAGGGUUGCCGCGCUUACGGAAGAUGGGCAGAAGUAUACAGAAUACAUUUCUUACAUGCAAGAAACAUUUCGUGAUAACGGUAUCAACUUUAUCGCGAAUAUCAAGUUUCCGAGAGAACGGGAAAGGGACGAAAUGACUAAGUAUCUUCAAGAGUUGCAGCAAAAACGAGCUAGGAUCAUUAUUGCCGAUGUUUAUGACGUAGCGGCUCGCCAAGUAAUGUGUGAAGCCUACAAACUUGAAAUGACUGCCCACCAGGGUUACGUCUGGUUUCUUCCACUCUGGCUUCAACCUCAAUGGUACGAUACCGAUUUUUACAACAGCCAGGGUGAAAAUGUACCGUGUACAACGGCAGAGAUGUCACGAGCUAUUAACGGUCAUUUUUGUAUGAACCACGCGUAUUUUGCCCCGGAUAACGAUAUUAUGCAAGAGGGUAUAACUGUUCGUGAGUGGAGAGAUAGAUACGAACGAAUGUGCAAGGCCAGCAAUGAGGUACCAUCGAAUUACGCGGGUUAUGCCUAUGACGCGAUGUGGACUUACGCGUACGCGAUGGAUACCUUACUCAAAGAGAAUCAGAGCUACGUUUUCAAUCUUCAUUCCGACCAUACCGUCAAUCGACUUACUGAUAUCAUUGCUCAAACAAAUUUCAAUGGUGUUUCCGGCAGCAUCAAAUUUCUCGGUGGCCCUUCCCGUUUUUCGGUAAUCACUAUUGUCCAAAAUAUUGACAAUGAGACACGAACUAUCGGGAAUUUUUAUCCGAACGUUUCCGAGGAGAAAAACGAGGUCGUUGGGGGCCAUUUGGAACUAAAUAAAUCGGCAAUUGUGUGGUUAUCGAAUUCAGUACCUGAUGAUGGAUCUGAACCACCUGUGAGAUGCGUUUUAGCGGGUCUAUCUGAGCUUCUGGACGUUAGUUGCGAGGUGGCGAUCGUGAUUGCUAAUAUAAUUGGAUUCGGGCUUUUAGGAGCUGUUCUCAUAACCGGCUUCAUCAUUGUUAAACGAAAAUAUGACGAAAAGGUUCGUCAGCAUGAGAAAGUGAUGGAAUCUUUCGGUUUGGAUCCCCGUCAAACUACAUCAGGCCUAGAUAAAUGGGAGAUACCACGGGACCGCGUAGUGAUAAAUCGGAAGUUGGGGGAGGGAGCUUUUGGGACAGUAUACGGUGGUGAAGCUUUUUUCCCUGAAAAAGGGUGGCUUGCUGUGGCUGUUAAGACCUUGAAAGCAGGUAGUUCAACGGAUGAAAAGCUUGAUUUCCUCAGCGAAGUUGAAGUUAUGAAGCGUUUCGAGCAUAAAAAUAUCAUCAAACUUCUUGGUGUAUGCGUUAAAUGCGCUCCCGUUCUGACCGUUAUGGAAUUCAUGCUUUACGGAGAUUUGAAGACUUAUCUUCUCGCCCGCAGACAUCUUGUCAAUGAUCAGAGCUAUGAGGAUUCCGAUGAGAUAUCGAAUAAAAAGCUCACUGCAAUGGCGCUUGAUGUUGCCAGAGCACUAAGCUAUCUCGCUCAAUUAAAAUAUGUGCACAGAGAUGUGGCUUCAAGGAAUUGUCUUGUUAAUGCUGCAAGAAUUGUAAAGCUCGGUGAUUUUGGAAUGACAAGGCCCAUGUACGAAAACGAUUAUUACAAAUUCAAUCGGAAAGGGAUGUUACCAGUAAGAUGGAUGGCUCCGGAGUCUCUUGGACUUGGAAUUUUCACACCAGCCUCUGACGUAUGGUCAUACGGAGUACUUCUUUACGAGAUUAUAACUUUUGGGAGUUUUCCAUUCCAGGGCAUGAGCAAUAACGAAGUUUUAGCUUACGUCAAGGCUGGAAAUUCGUUGGCUGUUCCAAAGGGAGUUAAGCCACAAUUGGAAGGUCUCAUCCGUUCUUGCUGGACUGUAGAUCACGCGAAACGUCCAACAGCACCCGAAAUCGUUGAUUUUCUUGCAAAUAACGCACGCGUACUCUGCCCCUGUUUGGACGUUCCUUUAGCGAGUGUUCAAUUGGAGACUACUAGCCAAAUGGAUUUUCAAUUACCGGAGAACUUAAGAAAAUUUUCUAUGUCAUUGUCUUGGCCUCCUCAACAAAAUCGUCAUCCAAAUGUUUCACCGUUGGCGGCGUUUGCGACUACGGAACCAUCCGAUGCUCCUUUGCUUGACAUUAAUCCUGGAAUCGGAAUACGCGACAAUAGUUUGGAAGCCGUUUUAAACGCACGUAACGGCGAACACGAUAUCUCUUUGCCUCUCUUACCUGAUGAUGACAUGUGCUCACGCUAUAUCAAGCUUAAUGAUAACGCUCGUAAUGAUACUAAGCAUCCUGAGGACCAUCCACGAUACGUGAAUCUUCAACCCGGUAGCACGACAGUUUCUUCAACGGGUUUAAGGAUGGAUGAAAACAAACCCAUGCUUCAAGAUCCAACAAAGCCUGAACCAGAAGAAGAUUCGUUUCUCUGAGACCACGACGUUGAAGGUCUCUCGAAUUCAAUCGAAUUGAGGACUUGUAAUUUCCUGAAUAUCAGCGUUUGCUCACGCUUCACCUUUGCUCUAGAUCUCAAGGUCAGAUAUUCCAUGAGCUACGUUUACACGCAGUCUAUUGUGUCAACGUCACGAAUGUGAAAAAUCUCAUUUCUGCUCGGUACGGAUAGAGCAGAACGAUAAUUCUCACAAUCAAUAAGAGAGCACAAGGUGACUUGAAAAUCGCCUGGAAUAAUCGUUAUUACAUACGAUUAUAAUAUGGACCAAAAAUUCACCCGUUGAAGUAUAUCGAUUGCUUAUCUAAUUUGAAUGAAAUUCCAUGGGUAGAUGUUAACGUACAAUUAUAAUAAAAAAUUACUGAUUUCUGUUAAGUUGAUAGGAAAGAGACAUAUAGUCAAAAAGUUGCAGCUCUCGCGCCAUGACGUUCGAGAUCGAAGAUUUUAAUGUCCGUUUAUUCAUAUGAAUAGCAUCUAAGGAUUAGAUCGGUGCAAACGGCUUCUACAAAACAAUAUUAAUAUCAUGUGAACGGAAGAUAAACAGUGAUAGGGGCGUUCUACGCCAAAUCGGACACGUUUCGAAUUCACAUUUUUCAUUUCAUUGAUUUUUUUUCUCAAAAAGGGUUUACUCACAGGAACUGACGUGAUUUUUUUUUUAAUAUUUCUGUCGGCUACAAAUUUAAAAAAAAUAUCCCAAUUUUUCGCUUUAAAUAUAUGAAACUCCAUGAAGAAUUAAGCGUACUUAAUGCAUGAGGGGGUUGAAAUCAUUGUCUUGGAAUAACCUUUCGUUUGAAAAUAUGUUAAAGAUUAUCAAUAAAUUAGUUAAAGCAAUUUUAUUUCUUUUAAGUCAAAUUUUUUUUUAAUUAUAUUAGUCCCGCUCGAUUCUCUUUGUAAUUUUUAAUUAAAAAAAUAAACAUGCAUUAUUUUUUUGAAUUUAUAACAAGAGUUUCAACUCCAAUUAUCUGUAGGGCGUUCAAAAAUUGAAUAAAGCCAAUACACAAGCGGUUAAAAUUUUAGAAAGUACUUUGACUUAAACAUACGUAAACAAUCAUGAAAAAAAUCAUUUUUCAAUAAUUUUCUUCAAUAAAAAACCAUAUUGCUAUAAUUUUUUUGAUGUUUUGGAUAAAAAAAUUUCUUCCUCCCGCUAGCCAGCUUCGAUUUUAUUUAUAACUUUUUAUAUAUCUAUAAUCCACGAUAGCUAUCAAAAUAUGCUAGCCUUUGAAAGUCUCUAGCGUGAAAAAGAAAAUUUUGUUGUCCAAAACAGAACAAAAUGAUUAAAAUCAUCUAAACCAAUAUUCGACGCUGAAGAAGGCUGCCAGACGGCAAAGUAAAGUGUUGCAAAAUCAUUUUCUAAAGCGAAGUAAACACGCGAUAGCAAACAUCGUAACUAAUAGUACAUGGAACAUAGAAAUUGAUAAAAAGUAUCUCAUCAAUAACCGCGGAACCCACGAUGCCAUUGUUCAUCGCGAAAUUCAAUGUAAAUAGCAUUCGCUUUAUUAAAUUCAUGAAGGCCUUGCAGAUAAUUAAAGUUGGAACUCUCAUUAUAAUUAUAAAUAAAAUAUAACGGAGCAUUUUCCCAUGA
This is a messenger RNA of Venturia canescens, 6790 nucleotides long. RefSeq lists its product as uncharacterized. The record is from RefSeq and is a predicted model, not a curated record. The transcript has 12 exons. Gene Ontology annotation, molecular function: transmembrane receptor protein tyrosine kinase activity; ATP binding. Lineage: Eukaryota; Metazoa; Arthropoda; Insecta; Hymenoptera; Ichneumonidae. The coding region runs from base 1151 to 5191 and encodes 1346 amino acids. Gene Ontology annotation, biological process: positive regulation of kinase activity; cell surface receptor protein tyrosine kinase signaling pathway; multicellular organism development. Gene Ontology annotation, cellular component: plasma membrane; signaling receptor complex.